UCUCAUAGGUGAUGGGUCGAGGCAUCGAGUGGGAGCCCAGACUGGCCCGUAUAAAAGGGGGCUUCAAGACAUCCGCGGAGCAUCAGUCCUCAAAUCAAGGAACGGCAGCAACCAUGAGGGCAUUCGUGAUCCUGGCGCUCGUCGCGACGGCGAUGGCGCGGCCGGAAGCCGGAUACUCUUACAGUCAACCGAGCAGUAGCUACGGUGCUCCCGGAGGUGGUUCCAUCGGAGGUUUCGGCGGAACUGGCGGUGGUCUCGGUGGUGGACUCGGCGGUGGACACGGCGGUGGUCUGGGAGGUGGAUUCGGCGGCGGUUCCGGUGGCGGAUUCGGCGGCGGCGCCGGUGGCGGAUUCGGCGGCGGCGCCGGUGGCGGAUUCGGCGGCGGUGCCGGUGGCGGAUUCGGCGGCGGUGCCGGUGGCGGAUUCGGCGGUGGAUUCGGAGGUGGCGAUUUUGGAGGCGGCGGAUUUGGAGGCGGAGGCUCACUCAUUCAGAAACACAUCUACGUUCACGUGCCACCCCCGGAGGCACCCGAAGAUAGACCGAUCAGGCCGAUCGCUCCACCGGCCCCGCCACAGAAGCACUACAAGAUCAUCUUCAUCAAGGCGCCCACUCCACCGACCCCGACCGCACCUGUAAUCCCGGCGCUACCGCAACAGGAUGAACAGAAGACGCUUAUCUACGUCUUGGUCAAGAAACCCGAAGAGGCACCCGAGAUCAACUUGCCCACUAUCGCGCCCACUCAGCCCAGCAAACCGGAAGUCUACUUUAUCAAAUACAAGACGCAGAAAGAAGUCACCGGUGGAGGCGGCGGUGGUGGCGGCGGUGGUCACGGUGGUGGCAUUGGCGGUGGAAUCGGAGGUGGAAUUGGAGGUGGAAUCGGCGGCGGAAUCGGCGGUGGUAUCGGCGGCGGUAUCGGCGGCACCGGCAUCGGUGGCGGAAUCGGCGGCACCGGACCGAGCGGACCCAGCACGAAUUACGGGCCACCCGGUGCGUCCGGACCAUACUAGUCAAUUCACCGCUACCCCAAAAGUCGCGGCCCCUCCGUCCUUCUCCUCCAUCAUUCACCGAUACACACGCAUACACUGCUCAACACAUACCUCUAACACGAUCAGCGACGAUGAUACUUGCCGUAUUGACGUAUCGCUGUAUUGUAUAUCGCGCGAUCGCCGAGAGAUAAAGACGACAACAAUGAUGAAGGCGGCGAUGAUGAUGACGAUAUUGAAUACGAUGACGACGACAAUGAUGAUAGUGAUGAUGAGAAUAAUGAUGAUAAUGAUAUCGAUGAUCACAACGACGACUACCAUGAUGAUGAUGUUGACGACGAUAAUGACGACGAUGAUGAUGAUUACGACGACUAGAGCGAGGGAGAGAUGUUUUUUAUACUUAUUUUUUGCAAGAAAACGGUGGCGAAAUAAAGCUUUUUUAUGUAUUUUUACAUAAAA
Molecule: messenger RNA, 1442 nt
Organism: Cataglyphis hispanica
Lineage: Eukaryota; Metazoa; Arthropoda; Insecta; Hymenoptera; Formicidae
Gene: Grp
Product: keratin, type II cytoskeletal 3
Exons: 3
Coding region: 12-1007 (331 amino acids)
Source: RefSeq, a predicted model, not a curated record